AUGUCAUUUUCAAAAAGCGAUAAUCUCAGUUGCUCAUUUUCUAUGCUGCCAUUAGCAAAUCCACUAUUAAAGCACAAAGUUUAUCAAAAUAUCUACAACGAAAAAGCAAAUUUGUCGACACAAGCAAGCCAGCAAACUAUUUCAAGCAAGCUAAAAAAAAGGAAGCUAAAGCCCAUAAUGGAAAUUCAACCAGAAAUCGCCGCAAAAGUAGUAAAAUCAUAUUUGCUGCCUAUGUUUGAAUGUAAAACAAGGGGGUUGUCAAAAAGGCAUUCUCACGGAAAAUCACUUGAUAUUUCAAAAUCGCGUGCUGACAUUUUGGAGAGUCGAGAAACAACUGCAGAGACAAGUGUAUAUGGUGAAUUAAAACUCAGCGAAAAACUUAUGAGCGAAAUCGAAAAAGUAAAAACCGAGCUUGAUGACUGCACUAGGAAAAUGAGAGAUUCAGAACAAGCUAAAAUUAUUUCAGAAUCUGAGCUGUCCAUUUUAAAAUCUAAAUACGAAGAUUUGGAAAUAAAUUUCGAACUGCUAAAAUUUCAACUUAACCAAAACUUGAAAAUGUAUCAAAAAUUAGAAUUGAAAAUUGUUUUCCUGAACGAGCAGGCCGACCAGUAUAAAAAUUUGUUAGCCAUAUGUGAAUCGAAGCUAGAAGAAUACUCAGCAGAAUGCCUGAAUGAAAAAAUGGUAAAUGAUCGGCUUUCUUCUGAGCUGCAAAAAAUUGCUCGGUUUAAUGAUUUAGUAGAAAUGCAAAAUCAAAUAAUGGGUGAUCGUCUAAUAGGUUUACAAACCUGUAUCGAAGAUCUUCUAAAAGUAAGACGAACUGAAGAAAUUACAACAAAAGAUUUUGCUACCUUUGUUGAAAGCUCCAAAAAGUUAGCUUUAUAUGAAACUGAAUUAAUAAACUCACUAAAAACCCUAACUGAGCAAAAUCAAAUCCUAUCUAAAGAUAUGAUAGAAAUUGCUGAAAUGAAAGACUAUAUGAAAAAUGAUAGAGAUAAAUUUAUAUGUCGAUUUAAAGAGAAAGUACAGCAAAUAAAAGACGAGAUGGCAAAAGAAAGAGAAGAAAAAGAAAAGCUUCAGAUAAAAUAUGAAGACAUUAAAAAUAAUUAUGAUGCUUUAUCUGAUCAAUUUGAUAGAAUGAGAGACAAAAUCACAAAUUUCAAAGUUAAUCGAAAUGGAGAAAUAGAAGAAAAGGUGUGCAAAAAUUGCAAAAAAUUCUUUUUUGAAAAUGAAAACUUCAAUUGGUCUUGCCAAAUUCACACAAGCCAGUAUUCAGGUGCGAUGUGAUGGUGCUGUGGAAGGAAAGGAGAAAAUGCUAAAGGUUGUAGAACUUCUCAGCAUAUUGCUAAAGAUGAAGAAGAGGAAUUAAUGCAAGAAGAGAUGCGACUACGAAAGCAGCAAUUUUGUACAGUAAUAGUUAUUUAGAGUUGCACAGAAACUGGACAUGAUGAGAAAAAUUGUCCUUAUGAUCCCAAUGCUAAAAGUAAUUUUGAUGCGGACGAGGAAUAUGAAAGACUUGAAAAUCUCAAACUUAAAAAAAGCAAAAUAAAAACCUGGACACUGAUAUAA
Blepharisma stoltei is the source of this 1566-nucleotide messenger RNA. NCBI's taxonomy places the organism in Eukaryota, Ciliophora, Heterotrichea, Heterotrichida, Blepharismidae. The record is from the annotation of a GenBank genome assembly.